Molecule: messenger RNA, 4926 nt
Organism: Eublepharis macularius
Lineage: Eukaryota; Metazoa; Chordata; Lepidosauria; Squamata; Eublepharidae
Gene: WARS1
Product: tryptophanyl-tRNA synthetase 1
Exons: 11
Coding region: 187-1608 (473 amino acids)
Biological process (GO): tryptophanyl-tRNA aminoacylation
Cellular component (GO): cytoplasm
Molecular function (GO): ATP binding; tryptophan-tRNA ligase activity
Source: RefSeq, a predicted model, not a curated record
CCGGUUUGCCUUGCUGAUGCAAUUGGGUCUUUGCCGGCCUGGCAAGCGCCGAGAGAAGCGGCGAGUCCUGCGGGCAGACUCCUCCAGUAUUUUUGAAGUUUCUGCAUAGAAAGAAGUUACAAGAGGCGCUUUAACUUGUAAAUACUACUACUACUACUAAUAAAAAGAUCUUCUACACUCCUGAAAAUGGCAGACAUUCAGAACGGUGGCUUUUGCUCUCGUAAUCCGCUUGAACUGUUUGAACAAGUAACCACACAGGGAGAAAAAGUCAGAUCACUAAAAGCAGAGAAAGCACCAAAGGAUGACAUUGAGGCAGCAGUUAAAUUAUUAUUGUCAUUAAAACUGAGCUAUAAAACAGCAACGGGACAGGAAUAUAAAGCUGGUUCCCCUCCGACAAAUUUCACUCCAGUCAGUAACGGUCCAGGAGAUGGUGAAGAUGAAGAUUUUGUAGACCCAUGGACAGUACAGACAUCCAAUGCCAAAGGGGUAGAUUAUGAUAAACUUAUUGUGCGGUUUGGCAGCAGCAAAAUUGAUAAAGAUCUGAUCAAUCGAAUAGAGAGAGUUACGGGACAUAAACCGCACCACUUCCUACGCAGGGGCAUCUUCUUUUCUCAUCGAGAUAUGAACCAAGUCCUUGAUGCAUAUGAAAAUAAGAAGCCGUUUUACCUUUACACAGGCAGAGGACCUUCAUCUGAGGCAAUGCACGUCGGCCACCUCAUCCCAUUUAUUUUUACAAAGUGGCUACAAGAAAUAUUUAAUGUUCCUUUAGUUAUACAAUUGACUGAUGAUGAGAAAUACCUCUGGAAAGAUCUAACUGUUGAGAAGGCGUACCAGUAUGCCAUAGAAAACAUCAAGGACAUUAUAGCCUGUGGAUUUGACAUCAAUAAAACCUUCAUCUUUUCUGAUCUACAGUAUUUGGGGACCAGUCCAGAAUUCUACAAGAACAUCAUAAAAGUUCAAAAACACGUUACAUUCAACCAAGUCAAAGGAAUCUUUGGCUUUACAGACAGCGACUGCAUCGGAAAGAUCAGUUUUCCUGCGAUUCAAGCUGCUCCAGCCUUUUGCACGUCAUUUCCACAGAUCUUCAACAACAAGAAGGAUAUUCAAUGUUUGAUCCCUUGUGCCAUCGAUCAGGAUCCCUAUUUUAGAAUGACAAGAGACGUGGCCCCAAGGAUUGGCUAUGCCAAGCCGGCGUUGAUGCAUUCUGUCUUCUUCCCAGCCUUGCAAGGGGCACAAACGAAGAUGAGUGCCAGUGACCCCAAUUCAUCUAUUUUUCUCACCGACACACCUAAGCAAAUCAAAACAAAGAUCAACAAGCAUGCCUUCUCUGGUGGGAAAGACACUGUUGAAGAGCACCGGAAGUACGGGGGCAAUUGCGAUGUGGAUGUGUCUUACAUGUACCUCACAUUCUUCCUCGAAGAUGAUGACAAACUAGAGCAGAUCAAACAGGCCUAUACAAGUGGAGCGCUUCUGACGGGAGAGCUGAAGAAGGCUCUGAUCGAAACGCUUCAGCCCUUGAUUGCGACUCACCAGCAAAGGCGAAAGCAAGUCACAGAUGAAAUGGUGAAGGAAUUCAUGACUCCAAGGAAGCUGGCGUUCAGUUACUAAUCCUAGACACGCAUGCUAAUUUGUCUGUACAUGUAGUACAGUGGAAUCAAUGCUAUCAUAGCGUUUUUCUGGUUACGUUGCCUCUCCCUAAUUUAUAUACAAGCACCGAUCAGCAUUGCUUCUUAAGCAGUAACCUGUAACAUUAUCUGCAUUCAACAUCAGCAGCUUUUACUGAAAGCAUUAAGAUGCUGUCUGUAUAGUUCAGAAGCGACUGGCGUUGGGUGAAGACUUGAUUUGGUCUCUGAUACAGGCUAACAGAAGACACCAGUUACCCAGCAGAAGACUUUGUCUUGUGGACUUUGGUGUUUCCAAAAGCUAAAAUAACAUUCAUUAUUAAAAAGGCAUUGCUCAUGCCAGGGUCUGCUAUCUUGAGGGCUUUUAAACAUAUUUUCAUUGCAGGUAGGAGUUUUCAAAGAUAGGUGUGUCCUGUAUGCCAGCACCUCUUCAAGGAGUUUAAGUACAAGGGACUUGAUUCUAAUAAUGACUUCUCAAAGUCCAUUCUGUGUAUCAGCCCGUGAGUUUCACAGACUCACUCCGAAGUGUCCAUAUAUUCCUGCAGUUUAAAACUAAUAAGAUGGUUAGUUGGUGGAUGUUUCUGUGACCGAAGCCUGCCUUGUCUUUAUGCUGGGUUGUACAUCUUCUGUUUUGGGGAUGGUUUGAGGCUUCAGAAAACUUGUGAUGUACAAUUCCACCCUAUAAAACGGGGAAAGGUAAUAACAGUAAUUAUUUCUCAGGAGUUGUGUGAAAUGCCGGGAUAUUAUCCCAGCAGAGAUUAUGUCCAAAAGUCCACAACGCCCCUCUAAUAACUAAGAAUCGUCAGGCUAUGCUGUGUUGUCAGCUGUGUGUCUCUUGGCAAAGGAUGUAUUUGUCUUUCUUUUACUGUAUCAUAUUGUUAUGAUUAGGAGAGCUGUCUGUGUGUGUCUCUCUCUUUUUGGUGUACAGAUAACCUUUCUGCAAGAAGUACUCUGAAGAAUAUGGCCCUCCCAUGAACUAUUCUGCAAGUCAAAUAGAAAUAAAACUCCUCAGUUUCCAUUCUGGUUUCUUGUCAUAAGCAUCAGUCACAGCCUGCAUCCCAAUUCAAGAGGAACCUCCAUUUUUUCAAGUCUUAUUUAGAUAAGUGGUAGUUUGCUAGAUAAAUGUUUGACAUGAGAAGGUGGCAAAACUAGAUACAUAACGAGACUUCCAUGUUGAAUACUAUAAAACGUUUAUAAAUUUACAUGCAACAAAUUCUGAAAGGUUAGCAAAUUGUGUAUUCAUUGUUCGGUAAACCUGUGUUUAAACAUACUUGUAAUAUGGAUUUAUAUAGCUAAAGAUAAAAUUGUGUCCUAGUCCAAACCAGCACCAAAUUGGUUGGAUCUUUUACCUUGAUUUCAGUACUUCUGGUGCUCAUGAAUCAACCUUUACUUGAGAUACUAGCAAUAGGAUUGCUCUCCACUUGAGGGAGAGCAAGAGGCCCUGUGCUGCAAAAGUUUGGGGUUGCCAGUUAAGGGCAAAUCCAUUUAUAUAUUAGUAGUAGGGAUGUGUGCUUCGGGUUCCUGAUUCGGGCGGGGGGGAACCCAAAUCGGACCUGAUUUGUAAAGAUUCGGAAAUACCGAAUCAAAACUUCCCGAAGCUUUGGAGACAGCUUCCCCCCUCACUUCGGUAAACCCAAAGCAGAAAAACCGAAUAUUUCACCAGUGCACACCGCUAAUUAGUAGAUAACUUGAACUUCGGAAAAUGCAAAGCAAACCCUCAGGAUUUGUUAGGCAUGAAAACUGUGUUAAGCUCUAGCUUUGAAAAGCAUUGCUGCUUUAAAGAAGGAAUAAUCUCUUUGUUUCCAGAGACAACAUGCACAUGUCUCCUGUACCAGUCCUAUUAAUGGAAACUCAUUAGGAGAUGUUGUAGAUAUUCAAACAGUACAUGUGUUAAUUACUGUAUAAACCCUACUUUUAUUGUAUGUUUCCUUUUUAUCUUCUUUUAAAAAUCUCCCCUAUCCCUUGUGAGUCCCCUUUUAUUUGAUUCAUUUAUUUUGUUCAGAUUAUGGAAACUGCAGGCAGGAGCCUGUUUUGAUUUCCUUCCUGUUCAACUCCUAGAAUGUUGUAAGCACUUGUGUAUCAGGCUGCUAUUUGUUCCCAUAACCAGAUGUGUUGUCUUCUCCUGUGGAUCGCAAGAAUCAAGCUUUAUCGAUCAUGGGAAUUGGCCCUGCAACACGAACAGGUCAUUGGGCAAUUACACAUGUUGGCUUUUGUGCGAACAGGAUGACAGGCAUGGACAUGAGGCAUGGGCAAGCACAAUCCUGAGCUUCUGCAACAUAUAUAGUCUAAACAUUAGCACAUGGAUGUUUUUGUCCAGUGUAAGAAGUAGAUGGACUUAGGCCUUGUCUGCGCUGAUUCUCCUGCUGAGGAGAGAACUACGGCUUGUGCUUUUUCUUUUAGUCCAGAAAAAUGGGAGUGCCUGACUCAUGGUACUCUGACUAGGCUUGUGACCACGGAAUUCCAAUUUUACCAGCCCUUAACAGGUGGCUAGUAAGUCAUUCGGCCAUCUGCCUUUUCAUAUUUUUGAAAGUAGUGGUUUUGAAUCUCACUGAGUUUCACCAAGCUGAGGAGAUUGAAGGCAUUCAGACUCUGCUGGUUGCGUCAUAACCAGAUGUAGUGAACAGUGGAAGGAUCUUGCUUGUAACUACCAGGAGACAUCUGACAGGUUGCUGUUAGCAAAUGAAUGGGUUGAAAUGUGCCUUGGUCUGAUGCGGCAAGGCAUUGUUUGUGUGCUUGAGUCCAUGAGUGAGCGCAGAUUUUAAAGCAUUUGUGAUGUCCAUCUGGCCGGUGCUACUUGCACUGAAUGCAUUUGGCAAUCUUAAAAACUGUGCCAGUUCCACAAUGGCAUGCAAUAUCUCUGCUUGUGGGCAGAAAUAAGCAAAUUGCAUUCUGCAAGCAACCACAGGUUGUUGCAUCUGAUAAUACUUUGGCAGCUGGUUUUCACAUUCUUUGCUUUAUUAUUUACAUAAUCAACUAUUUUUUUUUAAAAAAAUGGCAAGGUCCAAUCUAGAAGAAUAAUGGAGAAACCAGCCAUAUUCUGCCAUCUUGUGAAACAUCUUUGUCAUGUUGAUGUCAAGGAAAUUGUUUUUUUAAAUAAUGCACAACAACUAGAAACCAAAACUGUACACAAUAAAACUGGAAGAUCCUGCAGUACAGCAUUGUCUUAACCAUUAUUACGUAUUUAAAACCCUUCACGAACUAGGACCUACCUAUCUGUAGAGCCAGUGUGGUUUAGUAUAGGUGGUAGCUGUGUUGGUCUGCAGUAGAACAGCAGGGUUUGGAUCCAGUGGCACCUUAGAGACCA